AUGGAGGGAAGCGGGAUACAUAUUUUUUUGGGCCCUGCAGGAAUGUGCGACCUCCACGUGGUACAUGUUAACGUUACAUCCGUGUCCAUGAGCUGGGACAUGGCCUCUGGGGACUUUGACUUCCACAGAGUCACCAUCGCAGACAUUUGCGUUCCCAUUGGCACACUCAGCGUACCGAAGGAAGAGAGAGUUGCCGUGGUUACAGGGCUGGCGGGGGGCUGCACUUACGAUGUGAGGGGCGCCACUUCGGAGCGCUCUGCCUUCGCGACCAUCACCGCGGGGAUGCAGAGUACACGGUAUUUCAGUUAAGCACCCACAAUUCUCCAACCUUUCUCUGUGCGAUGGCAAGAGGCUGCAGGCUGUGUGGAUCAUAACCAAGUCAACCUAUAGCCAAAUCAGGGGAAAGUCAGAGUGCACCCGGCUCGUGAUAGAUAUGUUCAGGCUGAUGUCGACAGUGUAAGUCCGUCCGCACCAUACACGCUGACUUUGACUGCAACGUCUUCAACCAACAUCAACCCGGGAGUCAGCCGCAUGAUCAACACCAAUGAGAGCGUUCCUGGUCCGCCCUCAAGACUAAAAGGGCAUCCUGUAGGCUCCAACGGGAUUCUGCUCUCCUGGACCAUGCCUCCUGAUACCAGUGAUAUUGACGGCUAUGUCAUCAGGUACAAGGAAGUGUGUCCCUACCCGGAUCCCGUCUUCACACAAGUAACCAAGUACCUGGAUGUCCCGGAGACUCUGCUCACUGAUUUCACCUCAGGUUCCACGUAUCACAUUCAGGUGGCAGCCUCUUCUCCUGCUGGCAUGGGACCAUUCAGUAAACCCGUCUACACAACCACCAAUGAGUCCCCUCCAGGCCUGGUGACCAACCUAACCGCCUUUGCCCAGAAUCACACCUCAGUGUCGGUCAAGUGGUUCCUCCCCCACCGCAUCAACGGUCUCAUCACAAAGUUUGCCGUAAAGGCCAAGCUCGCUCGCACGGGCCAGACGGUGCGGAACCUGCUGGUCAACGCCGAGGACAUCAUGACGGGGACGCUGCCUCACUGCAAUGAUGCAGCAGAUAUUCUGUCUCAAGCGACCAUCAGCCCCUUGGAAAUGACGGCGGGGUCUCCACCUUACACUCUCACUGCCGUGCCCCCUGCAGCCGCCUGGAGCGUGCCCAUCUCAGUAGGGGUCGAUCAGCUUCGGCCCUACACUGCUUAUCUUUUUGAAGUGUCUGCCUUCACGUCUGACGGGGAGGGACAGAUUGCCUCCACCAUGGUCCGCAUGCCGGAGUCAGCCCCAGAAGACCCUCCACAAAACUUCUCCUUAUUGAACGUGACGUCUCGAUCGAUAUCCCUCGCCUGGAACUCUCCCACCAUCAUCACUGGGAAAUUCACCUACGUGCUCUUCCUGUACGGGCCUACAGGAUAUUUGUACGAAAACAGCACAUCGGAGAUGCGAUUCUCAUUAACCGGCCUGGUUCCGUACACCAAGUACACAGUGGAGCUGGGGGCCAAAGCGGCUGGAGAAGUGGGUCCGCUUGCUCAGGAGGAUGUGAGGACGUCGGCUGAAGCGCCCAGCGCUGUUCAAGACCUGGUGGCCAUCGCAGAAGAUGCCAUUUCUGUCCGUGUGAACUGGAGAAGUCCGGCGCAGCCAAACGGUCCGAUCACUCAGUACAGACUGCAGGUCCUGCUGAACGACACUCUGUUACAGGAUAUCACCUUCGUCGGCGAGCUGAAUACCAACACAAAUGGUGCUUAUGAUGGUGAGUCACUCACCCCCAAUCAGGAUGUCAAUCCAGAGCGGCGUAAGAGGAACGCUGAGCCUGCUUGGACCUUUGAUCCCAAACAGUCAACCAGCAUCACCUCCUUCAACCCGGCCUUCACUCAACUCAGAAGCGUUGAGCAAAGGACCAAUGCUCAAGCAAUCCAGGAUUUUAACCCCUCUGUUGCCCUCAAGGUCACAGAGACACCCAGCAAUACUUACCGUUCAUUUCAGCCUCCCACCACAGCUUUUUCUGCGACAGCUGUGCCGCCUAUUACGCCUCCGCCCUGGCUGACGAUGCCAGACGACGACUUGACAACAGAAUCAUCCUACCUCACUCACACCUCAGGCACCUUGCGCUUGUCCACUCGUCUCGCAUCUAAUACGGGACGUGCGGUGGCUUCUGGAAGUCCAGGCAUAACAGUACGAGAGGAGGUGCUGGACCUGUCGACGGACGAGCUCUAUUACCUGGUGUCUGACCUUGAACCUUUCACUGAGUAUACGUUUCGGGUCUCCGCCUCCACUAUGGUGGGCGAAGGGCCCGCCGCCGACAUCACAGAGAAGACCCGAGAGCAAGUCCCCAGCUCAGUCCUGGAACUUUCCUACCAAAACAUCAGCUCCACCUCCAUACUUGUGACCUGGGCGGAGCCACUGAACCCCAACGGGCGAAUCACGCAUUACACCGUCUACGGCCUCGCACUGCACAGCGGUCAGAGUCUGAAGUGGGUCACAAACUCUACCAGCAUAAUGAUAACAGAUUUGGAAAAGUAUACUGGUUAUUUUCUACAUGUGGCGGCGUCUACAGCUGCGGGUCAGAGCUUGAUAUCCCAGGAAGAUGGCAUCUUGGUUUUCACAUUAGAGGACGAACCGGAUUCCCCUCCAUUAAACCUCACCGUGUUGGACACCAGCUCGUCAACUGCCACCCUGAGCUGGUCUGCGCCAGUAAAAGCUAACGGGGUGAUCCAACAAUACACGGUCCUCUAUGAGAACCGGUCGUAUUCCAAUUCAGUGAACACCUCCAUUAGCAGAGUCACUCUGACGCACCUGAGGCCCUUCACCUACUAUAACGUCUCUGUGAUGGCCUUCACACGUUUCGGCCACGGCAACCACACUUCGGACUAUUUAAGUGUAUUGUCUGGGGAGGAUGUGCCGGGCAGCCCUCCAUACAGCCUCUCCUACGAUUCGCUCAGUCCCAACGAGGUGAACGUGACCUGGCUGCCUCCAUUGGUGCCCAAUGGCAUCAUAACCCACUACAGCUUGGAGUUGUGGAAUUCCACCCACUACCUCAACCUCACCUCCCCUACCAACUUCCUGCACCUGACCCACUUGAGAAAGUAUGCGCGCUAUCGCGUCACGGUGCUGGCACAUACACGGGCCGGGCCGGGGAACUUCAGCACACAGCCGCUCAACAUCACCACGCUGGAGGACGCUCCAGACACACCUCCUCAAUUCCUCCACGCCAGGAAGUUAUCCGACUCUGAGGUCGAGCUGUCCUGGCAACCGCCACUCGAAGCCAAUUCGGACAUACUCUACUACGUUGUCAGAGUAUGGAACGAGACAAUGGAUCUGCUGCACAAUGUGACUGCGACGUCAUUGGUUAUAAAUAUGGACUUUGAGGGUCUCUACAACGCGUCCGUCUCCAGCUGGACCAGGCUGGGAGACGGAGGGUUGCGGGCCUACAUUAUCGCAGAUGCAGAGCCCCUUGAGCCACCCCAGAAUGUGACUUUUGCAAACGUGACGAUCUCCACUGUAACCUUGCUGUGGUAUCCACCGGCUGAACCCAGUGGAAUCGUUAUUUUUCGCUAUACAAUUUACUAUGCUGACAACGGCACUGUGGCCCAACAGGAAGUUCUGGUUUCAGAUGGGUCCGUCCCUGUAUCAGCGGACACGCUCCUCUCCUGGACUCUGACUGGUCUUAUCGGGGGCACUAACUACACAGUGUGGAUGACUUCGAGCAAUGUGCGUGGGGACGGAGGAGUCCGGAGCGAGCCGCUUAACUUGCUCCUACCUGACGAUGUGCCCUCCGACUCGGUCCACAACCUGACCGCUCAGAUCUUCAGCUCCACCGCCAUCAUCGUGAGCUGGGACCCUCCCCUGGAGCCCAACGGCCGUCCCCACUACAUCCUCACUUUGCAGGAGGCUGGCGUCAUCCCACUUGUACACAAUCAAGCCUCUCCUGUGGUCAACAAAACCAUCAAGCGUACCACCACCGACACCGUCUUCCUCUUCACCAAACUUCGGAAGUAUUUCCCUUAUGUGUUGACCGUUACCCCGGCGACCGGGGCAGGCCCCGCCCAUAACCACACCAGCACCCUGUACCUUAGGACGGAUGAUGAUGUCCCGAGUUCUGCCCCGUUGCUCGUCUCGGCCGCGAACCUGUCGUCAUCCUCCAUUGUCGUGGCGUGGCAGCGCCCCUUCGAGGCCAAUGGGGAAAUCACAGAGUACACCCUUACGCUGUUUGGCCCCGGGGGCUCCAACAAUAUGCAGACCCCCGAGAGCUCCUUCACGCUCACAAAUCUGCUGCCCUACACAGCUUACAACCUGAGCGUCACUGCAGCGACUCGUAAAGGCUCAGGGCCAGCGCUCCUCCUGAUGCUGCACACUGAUGAGGGGGGCCCCAUGUCCCCUCCCCGCAACCUGACCAUUUUCAACUACACGGCCGUGUCCGUGUGGCUGAGCUGGGAGCCCCCCCUGGAGCCCAACGGGGUGGUCCUGCAGUACGGCUUCCGGAUCCGAGAACUCAUCACACACACCGUCACACACCGGAAUUCGUCCGGUCCAUCAACCGCCGGGUACAUCUCCGGCUUCAGGCCUCAUCGUUCUUACGAGAUCAGUGUUUACAGUUACACGCGAGUAGGCCAUGGCAACCAGUUUAGCAGCCCGGUGACCUUCACCACCAACGAGUCAGUGUCAGAAGCUGUGGGGAACCUGUCGUGUUCCGGAAUCAGCUGGGAUUCCAUUCAGUUAUCGUGGGAUCCUCCGGUCAACCCAAACGGCCAGAUCCUCUUUUAUGAGAUCGUAAUGGAGGUGGACUCAUACCGGGUCAACACAGCAGAACACACAGUGACUGGACUGCUGCCGGACCAGGAGUAUACACUCAGUGUCACCGCGAUCAACUCCGCAGGACACGGAGAGCAAAUCAAUUGCACUGCUUCUACUCUUUCUGAGUCAGCGCCAUCUGCCCCUCGCUCCCUCGCCAUCUCUCAGGUCACAGCCAACAACGUGACACUGGAAUGGGUUCCCCCACUUUCCAUCCCGGGCUUGCUAAAGGAGUACCGCCUGGUCACAGAGUUGCUCGACACUAAAUGCGAACCCGACGUCCUAAUCCUUGAUGAAGAACCGCCCUCGGGUUGCGUGGAGUCAAGUGUCACCGUGUCGGUCAACGCUUCAGAAGAGGGCCCCCGUGUCACGGUCCAUCCUCUGGCUAAGUACAGACACUACCGUUUCAAAAUGGCAGCAGUGACCAAUGCAGGAGUUGGAGAAUAUACGGAGUGGAAGUAUGCACGGACCCUCGCCGGCAACCCAGAUGCUGCUCCACGUGAUAUCAGGGUGCUGCCCACCUCCGGGAGCCUUCGUAUAGACUGGGACCCUCCAGACAUUAUUUCUGGACCGACAUCUUAUCUCGUGCAGGUGGACGGUCCCGGUUUGAAUUACUCGUCCAUCCGAGCGCCGGGAGAGCUGACCACGGUGGUUGUAACCAACUUGACGGCGUUCUCGCUCUAUUCUGUGAUGGUCACCGCCUUCACCGGCCCCUUGGCGAAGGCCGCCGAGGACGGGAAGGCCAUCGGGCCCUUUGUGUUUCAAACACUAGAAGAAGAGCCCAAAGACCCGCCAAAGAACGUGGUGGUGACCGUCAUCCCGAACGAUGUGAACCGUGUCAAGGUGACCUUCACGCCACCGGCAGAGCCCAACGGCCAAAUCACGUCCUACUUUGUGUACAUCUAUGAGAAAGAGCUCCUGGUAAGGAACGUCAGCUUGAAUACCACCCAAAAAGACAACUACAUGCUGAGCGCCGUCAUCGACGGCCUCAAAGGUGGUCGCGACUACAGUAUUCAGAUUUCAGCAAAGAACGGCGCCGGCCGGAGUCCACCCAGUCCGCACGUCCAGAUAACAACAGGAAUCAAGGCGCCGGCCAAGCCCGCCCAAAGACCCCAGGCAGUGCUUGGCCACAGAGGGGUUACCAUGGUUACCCACAAGAGUAUCACCAUCCGCUUGCCGGCGUGUUUCUAUAGCGAUGACAACGGGCCAAUCGCAAAAAUCCAGGUCAUCGUGGCUGAGUCAGGGGUGAAAGAUGUUGCAAACCUUACGACCUGGAGGGACGCCUUCUUCCACCACCCCAGUCCGUACGUGACGGACCAGGGCUUCCCCAACCCGCCGUGUUCGAUGGACACUCGCAAGGUGUCCCAAAGACGCAACCACACCACAGCGCAAACGUAUGUGAUAGGAGAGCAAGACGAGUGUAUGGUGGAGAAUCAAACCGACGUGCUGUGUAACGGACCUCUGAAGGCCAACACGGUUUAUGUGUUUAAGUUCCGAGCAACAAACAUCAUCGGCCAAUACACUGACUCGGAGUACUCCGACCAUAUUAAAACUGCAGUUUAUGGGCUGCUGAGCAGAGACGAGCAGAUCAUCUUGGGUGUACUCCUCUCUUUCUUCUUGGCAGUGCUGCUGAUUGUCAUCAUCUGCUCGUCUGUCAAAGUCCACCAGCGCAAGAAGGAGGGCGAAACGUAUUCCCCAAGAGAAGCGGAGAUCAUCGAGACCAAAUGUAAACUGGAUCAGCUGAUUGCUGUGGCAGACCUGGAGCUGAAGCAGGAAAAAGUCAACCGGUAUUCAUCCUUCUUCUUCAGACGGAAAGAGAUUUACGUCAUUCAACUCCUCAGCUACAGGAAAUCGCUCAAGCCUAUCAGCAAGAAGUCGUUCCUCCAGCAUAUCGAGGAUCUGUGCAGCAACGACAACGCCAAAUUCCAGGAAGAGUUUUCCGAGCUCCCCAAACUACUUCAAGACCUGGCCACCACGGACGCAGACCUGCCCUGGAACAAAACCAAGAACCGUUUCCCCAAUAUAAAGCCGUAUAAUAACAAUCGAGUGAAACUGCUGUCGGAACCGGGAGCUGCAGGCUCGGACUACAUCAACGCCAGCUUUGUCUCAGGCUAUCUGUGUCCGAAUGAGUUCAUCGCCACGCAAGGUCCUCUGCCCAACACGGUGGCUGACUUUUGGAAGAUGAUCUGGGAAACGGGCACCCGCACCAUCGCCAUGCUCACGCAGUGCCACGAAAACGGCAGAAGUCGCUGUCACAAGUACUGGCCAGAGGACAACAACAAGCCCAUGUCAGUGUUUGGUGACAUUCUUAUUUCAAAAGUGUCUGAAGAAAUCCUUCCUGAUUGGACUGUGAGGACGCUUAAAGUGGAAAAGCAUGGACACUACAUUUUGGUCCACCACUUCAACUACACGUCGUGGCCCGAGCAUGGGGUCCCGGAAUGCUGCGGCACCCUCAUCAAGUUUGUCCGGGCGGUCCGAUUGCACCGGCACCACCACACCACCAUAGCGGUGCACUGCAGCGCCGGCGUGGGCCGAACAGGCGUGUUCAUCGCUCUGGACCAUCUUAUUCAGCACAUCAGAGAUCACGACUUUGUGGACGUUUACGGCCUGGUGGCUGAGCUGCGCAGCGAGAGGAUGUGCAUGGUGCAAAAUCUGGCCCAAUACAUCUUCUUGCACCAGAGCACGCUGGAACUGCUGAACAACAAAGGCAACAGUCAGUCCAUCUGGUUUGUCAGCUACUCUGCUCUGGAGAAGACGGACUCGCUGGAUGCAAUGGAAGGAGACGUUGAACUGGAAUGGGAAGAGACCACAAUGUAGACGGACCCCUUUGCCCAAAGGUGGCUGUGUUAUUUUUGGGAGCAAAAGAAGAAAGAGAAGACAAAGGAUGAAAUGGACGGGAAUCAGUCUUUGGAACGUUGCUCCCUUCCAGGGCCUUUCUCCUUUUCACGGUGAGGAAAAAAGUGGGAGCACUCAGAGCGCCCUAUCACAUUUUUGCACACACUGAGUCCAUUGCGUAUUGUCAUGACUGUAUCGUAUUGAAAGCUGUUGUGUUUUUGUAAGAUAAUUUAUUCGGCCAUAUUUCUUUUAUUUUCGACAUCUUUGUCAAUUCUGCCGCCUGCGUUCAGGAGUUGACGGCAGUCCAAUUUUUCGGGGGUUUGGAUCCUUUUCUCAAGAGUGAUUUGCACCAGUAAAGCCGCUUGAAUUUUUA
Messenger RNA from Hippocampus comes (tiger tail seahorse), 7990 nucleotides. RefSeq names its product protein tyrosine phosphatase receptor type Q (gene ptprq). Lineage: Eukaryota; Metazoa; Chordata; Actinopteri; Syngnathiformes; Syngnathidae. The record is from RefSeq and is a predicted model, not a curated record. Gene Ontology annotation, cellular component: signaling receptor complex. Gene Ontology annotation, biological process: peptidyl-tyrosine dephosphorylation involved in inactivation of protein kinase activity. Gene Ontology annotation, molecular function: protein tyrosine phosphatase activity; protein binding.